Molecule: messenger RNA, 936 nt
Organism: Saccostrea cuccullata (small rock oyster)
Lineage: Eukaryota; Metazoa; Mollusca; Bivalvia; Ostreida; Ostreidae
Exons: 6
Coding region: 103-798 (231 amino acids)
Biological process (GO): double-strand break repair via homologous recombination
Cellular component (GO): Shu complex
Molecular function (GO): single-stranded DNA binding
Source: RefSeq, a predicted model, not a curated record
GUUUUGCUAUAAUAAUCUGAUAAUGGAAAAGAUCUUGAUGAUAUUUUUAGCAUUCAAUGAUGACAGUGCUCUAAUUUAUCUGGAUGAAGGGAACGAUAGAGUAUGAUUGCCCUAACGCACAUUUUCCCCUUGGAGUCACCGUAUUGCCAUUUUUCUGAAAAUCGUGAAUCAACAAUUAAAUCACUCAUCACUGCAAAUGUAGAUCACUGUGUUUUAAAAAGCAAAAAUUUAGUAACUCUGCAGAGUUUGUUGUUUCAAUGUGCUGUCUCCUUCGCCACCAAGGAAGCCAGUGUGACCUACAUCUGCCACCAGCCCCUCAGCACCCUCCCCCCAGGAGUACAUGGAAUGCCCAAACCCGAGGCAGAUGUUCUCAAAAACGUCAAAUUUUUGUACCUGAAAAAUGUGGAGGAAGUUGUAGAAUUUUGUGCCACGGUACAUAACAGAGUUGUGGGACCUGAUCUUGUCAUUUUGGAUGACAUUGACAGUUUUAUCGAACAACUACAGGGUCCAUGUUUGGAACACAAAGCAGCUAGACUUUGUGCACUCCUGCAUGAUGCUGUGGAUUUCAUCAACUCAAGAAAUGAUGGCUCCAGUCUUCUCCUUCUGUCUUGUACUGAUUCAACAAAUCGCCUUACCUCUGUGUUCAGGAAUUCUGGGAUACACGUUCACGAUGUUCAAGAAGUACAGCCAAAUGAGUUUAAGCUGACCACCAUGACAGAAGAUAAGAGCAUCAGUGUGGAUUUUAUUACACAGAAAGGGGAACUCUACCUCAGGGAUUUCCACAUAACAGAGAAGUGAAAAAAGGCCAAAACAAAAAGGGGGUAGAUAAUGGAUACUGGAAGAAUACAACAUCAGUGUGGAUUUAAAACACAGAAAGGGGAACUCUACCGCAUGAAUUUCCACAUGACAGAGAGGUGAAGCAAGACCAAACAAAGA